Molecule: messenger RNA, 894 nt
Organism: Chaetomium globosum CBS 148.51
Lineage: Eukaryota; Fungi; Ascomycota; Sordariomycetes; Sordariales; Chaetomiaceae
Exons: 5
Coding region: 1-894 (297 amino acids)
Molecular function (GO): methyltransferase activity
Source: RefSeq, a predicted model, not a curated record
AUGGCGCCCCCGGCCUCCAUCAACAUGUCCGUCCACUCGGCCGACCGGCCGUUGGACAAUUACCAAUUCACAUUCGAGUCUUACCUGGACGACUCGGCCCAGAUUGAGCCCGAUCAAGCCUAUCUCUUCCCCAAUGAUAACCCAGAAAACGAUCGCGUCGAUGAACAAUAUGAGAUCAUCAAGAUGAUCAUGGACGGGCGGCUCCAUCUCGCCCCCUUCUCCGACGACCGCCCUCCACGGCGAGUUCUGGAUAUCGCAACUGGCACAGGAAUAUGGGCUAUCGAGAUGGGCGACAAGUACCCCGAGGCCGAAAUCAUUGGGACAGACCUAUCACCCAUCCAACCCGGCUUUGUCCCGCCAAACGUACGCUUCUUUAUCGAAGACUCGAGAGAUGAUUGGGACUACCCUGCCAAGUUUGACUUUAUUCACACCCGGGUGACCCUCGGCUGCUGGUCAGACAUGAAGAACGAGAUCAUCCAACGCUCGUUCGACCAUCUCCAACCCGGAGGCUGGCUUGAGUGUCAAGAAAUCCCCGCCCCGGUCAUGUGCGACGACGGCACCCUGCCGGAGGACUUCGGGUGGCUACGGUGGGUCCGAGACUUUCGGGCUGGUGGACAGGUCGCCAAUCGGCAGGUGGACCUCGGCCCUCAGUUGACGGGGUGGAUGCACGAGGUCGGAUUUGUUGACAUCCAUGAGAUGACCUUCAAGAUACCCAUCAACGGCUGGCCCAAGGAGAUGCGGCUGAAGCACAUCGGCAUGAUGUGGCAGCGGAACCUGCUAGAGGGCUUGAGUGGGUUCAGUCUCGGCAUGUUCAACCAGUUGGGCAAGACCGUCGAGGAGAUAGAGACGUCAGUUCUAUCCGACACCGGCUUCAGGGGAGCACACCACCGGUGA